Messenger RNA from Myotis davidii, 2325 nucleotides. RefSeq names its product G protein-coupled receptor 85 (gene GPR85). Gene Ontology annotation, molecular function: G protein-coupled receptor activity. The record is from RefSeq and is a predicted model, not a curated record. Gene Ontology annotation, cellular component: plasma membrane. Gene Ontology annotation, biological process: G protein-coupled receptor signaling pathway. The coding region runs from base 613 to 1725 and encodes 370 amino acids. NCBI's taxonomy places the organism in Eukaryota, Metazoa, Chordata, Mammalia, Chiroptera, Vespertilionidae. The transcript has 2 exons.
CUGCCAGCGCGCAGGCGCCGCCGAGCCCUGCCUGGAUGCUCAGUCAAAGCACUAAGGCCAAAAAAAAAAUAAAAAAUAAAAAAUAAUCAGCAAUUUAUAGAAAGAAGAAGCUAUAGUCUGUCGGGAUGCCCAGCACCAACAGGUAGGAGGCCAGCCUCGCGGUUAAGUUUGUGGGGAGGAGGGCUCACAUUGUCGAUGAAACCGCAGGUUCGCCAGGAAAGCGCUCCCCCUCCCCCCCAGGUGGGUUUUUUUUUUGUUUUGUUUUGUGUUUUUUUUUUUUACAAUAAACUACAUAAUGGAAGUACAUUCGGACAAUGCAUCUUCAGUCGGGCUUAUUCAAAGCUCCAUUUUUGGAAAGCGUUGCAAGACUGAGGACGAUCAGCCUGCGAGCCGCCGGAAACAGUUCCCUUGCAGCACAGAAACAAUCUUCUCGCACCAUCUUCGCAUAUUCUGAUGGCAAAUCAAAUGGAAGAAAAGAGGAAGCAUGACAGCAGAUUGGAUCGAUUCUCUUUGUGGAUUACAUUGUCAGUAAAAUGUAUGGGUCUGUCUUUUCCUUGUUCUGUCUAGAUCAUGAGACUUGACUAAGGCUGUAUCUUUAUCCUCCAUCCAUCUAUGGCGAACUAUAGCCAUGCAGCUGACAACAUUUUGCAAAAUCUCUCCCCUCUAACAGCCUUUCUGAAACUGACUUCCUUGGGUUUCAUAAUAGGAGUCAGUGUGGUGGGCAACCUUCUGAUUUCCAUUUUGCUGGUGAAAGAUAAGACCUUGCAUAGAGCACCUUACUACUUCCUGUUGGACCUUGGCUGUUCUGAUGUCCUCAGAUCUGCAAUUUGCUUUCCAUUUGUAUUCAACUCUGUCAAAAAUGGCUCUACCUGGACGUAUGGGACUCUGACUUGCAAAGUGAUUGCCUUUCUGGGGGUUCUGUCCUGUUUCCACACUGCUUUCAUGCUCUUCUGCAUCAGCGUCACCAGAUACUUAGCUAUCGCCCAUCAUCGCUUUUAUACAAAGAGGCUGACUUUUUGGACGUGCCUGGCUGUGAUCUGCAUGGUGUGGACUCUGUCGGUGGCCAUGGCGUUUCCCCCAGUUUUAGAUGUGGGCACCUACUCAUUCAUUAGGGAGGAAGAUCAAUGCACCUUCCAACACCGCUCCUUCAGGGCCAACGAUUCCUUGGGAUUUAUGCUGCUCCUUGCUCUCAUCCUCCUCGCCACACAGCUUGUCUACCUCAAGCUGAUAUUCUUUGUCCACGAUCGAAGGAAAAUGAAGCCAGUUCAGUUUGUAGCAGCGGUCAGCCAGAACUGGACCUUUCAUGGCCCCGGAGCCAGCGGCCAGGCAGCUGCCAACUGGCUAUCGGGAUUUGGAAGGGGCCCCACACCACCUACCUUGCUGGGCAUCAGGCAGAAUGCAAACCCCACGAGCAGAAGAAGGCUAUUGGUCUUAGAUGAGUUCAAAAUGGAAAAAAGGAUCAGCAGAAUGUUCUACAUCAUGACUUUUCUCUUCCUAACCUUGUGGGGCCCCUACCUGGUAGCCUGCUAUUGGAGAGUUUUUGCAAGAGGGCCUGUAGUACCGGGAGGAUUUCUAACAGCUGCUGUCUGGAUGAGUUUUGCCCAAGCAGGAAUCAAUCCUUUUGUCUGCAUUUUCUCCAACAGGGAGCUGAGACGCUGUUUCAGCACAACCCUUCUUUACUGCAGAAAAUCCAGGUUACCAAGGGAACCUUACUGUGUUAUAUGAAGGAGCAUCUGUAAAUCGUUAGCCUUCAGAAACACUGACCUUCUCUGUUAAGCAACUGUGGCCUGUAGCCAUAUCUUGAGAAGAAAAUCAAGAAUGGGAUUAGUGGUUAUAGGGAUUUGGGGGACUUUCUGCAGUCUUUGCAAUUGUUCACCGAUAAUCCUAUUUUAAAUCUCAGAGUGAUCCUGCUGACUGCCCAUGGAGGUUUGAUACUGAGGAAGGACUAAACCACUGCCCUAAGUUUCUUUAUGUGGUUGAAAACUAGGUAAUGAAAUUAGCAGGUGCUAAGUAUCAGUGCUAAAUGCUGUGUAUAUCACUACUUAUGAAAAAAACAUUUCAAAAAAAAGCUAGCAUUGGACAUCUUAAUAAGUUAAGUUGACUUGAGGUAAAUAUGUUGAUAACUAAUUUUAGAAGUUUGAAGAGUUUAAAACAUUUCAUACUAUUAUUGUUUUGCAAAUACUAAAAUACUUGGGGACUUAAAGUACCAUAAUCCACUAAAGAUAUGCCAUGAAUUAUUGAAUUGUGACAUUUAAAAAAAUCAUCUUGUAAGUUUGGAGGUGCAUUCCAAAGCAGUAUAUUGGUUCCAAUUAGAGUUUACUUUUU